This is a messenger RNA of [Torrubiella] hemipterigena, 1857 nucleotides long. The record is from the annotation of a GenBank genome assembly. NCBI's taxonomy places the organism in Eukaryota, Fungi, Ascomycota, Sordariomycetes, Hypocreales, Clavicipitaceae.
UCGCAUGCUUGAUCUGCACAUGCACACGCUACCCGCUGCCAAUUGUAUUUAUGGUGGCACUGUUCCCACCCUGCUGGCGCUGUAGCUUUAUGGAUCUUUCGCUUCUUUCUUACUUUUUAAUCUUGCUGCAUCGCUAGAAGCUGUUGUCUUGAUUCGUAUACCCACGGUCACCGUCGGCUCGCGUCCCAUCACCAAACAUACCGUCGCCAUCAUGGGGUUGAUCGAAGCCGUCAUCGACCAGCUAUGGUCUAUCUGGGCAGUGCCUGCUCUGGGAGGUGCUGUUUUCUUGUCUUUCCUAUACCCAUACUUUGUCACCUAUUCGGCUAUCCGUGACAUCCCGGCACCGUCCUACGCUGCUUUCUCCAACUUCUGGCUCAUGGGAGUUUGCCGUAGAGGCAAUCGCUACCAGGUCGUUGACGAGCAACACAAGCGACUUGGCAAACUUAUUCGAAUCCAGCCGAACCACAUCAGUGUUGCCGAUGAAGAAGCUGUCAAUGCAAUCUACGGUCAUGGAAACGGGUUCCUUAAGUCUGAAUUCUACGAUGCCUUUGUAUCUAUUCGCCGUGGCCUCUUCAACACCCGUGAUCGUGCUGAGCACACUCGCAAAAGAAAGCUGGUCUCUCACACCUUCUCGCCCAAAUCCGUUGGCCAGUUUGAGCCAUAUAUGCAGGCGAACCUGCAGCUCUUUGUUCAACAGAUUGAUAUCCUCAUUGAAAAAAGUCCCGAACGCGGUGAAAAGGGCCGUAAGGAGGCCCACAUCGACUGCCUACCUUGGUUCAACUAUCUUGCGUUUGACAUUAUUGGUGACCUCGCCUUUGGAGCGCCAUUUGGCAUGAUCCGAAAUGGAGUUGAUCUGGCAGAAAUUCGCGAAUCUCCAACCAGUCCCCCCAUCCUUGCUCCUGCUAUUGAGAUUCUUAACAGACGUGGUGAAGUCAGCGCCACGCUAGGCAUCUUCCCCUCUCUCAAGCCUUGGGCUCCCUACUUCCCCGAUCCUUUCUUCAGCAAGGGCCUCAAUGCUGUCAAGAACCUUGCCGGCAUUGCGAUUGCCAGCGUCAAGAACCGAUUGGACAACCCGCCUGAUGUUGACCGAAAGGACCUGCUCGCCCGACUACAGGAGGGCCGUGAUGACGCUGGAAACCCUCUAGGUCGUGAAGAGCUUACCGCCGAAGCGUUAACUCAGCUUAUUGCUGGUAGCGACACCACGUCCAACUCGUCGUGUGCUCUUCUCAACUACCUUGUUAGAAACCCGCGUGUGUUUACAAAGCUCCAGGCAGAGCUCGAUAAGGCGAUUCCCAACGGCGUCGAGGUUCCCACGCACGAAAUGGUCAAGGAUCUUGAGUAUCUAAACAAUGUCAUCCUCGAGACUCUCCGCCACCACUGCACUUCGGGUAUUGGUCUCCCCCGCCAGAUUCCCGAGGACUCGCAGGGAGCCACUAUCCACGGCCACUAUUUCCCCCCUGGCACCGUUCUAAGUGUUCCUACUUACACGCUCCACCACUCUAGCGAGAUUUGGGGCCCCGAUGUCGAAGAAUUCAGACCUGAGCGCUGGGAAAAGGCCACGGAGCGCCAAAAGAAGGCCUUUAUCCCUUUUAGCCAUGGAUCAAGAGCCUGUGUGGGACGAAAUGUGGCAGAGAUGGAAAUGAAGCUUAUUGCAGCUACUUGGGCUCGCCGGUACGGCGCUGUCGCCCGCCAAGGACCCAUGGAGACUCGGGAAGGCUUUUUGCGCAAACCUCUAGCUCUUGAAGUUGCUCUAUAUCGCCGUUAGUUAAAAGAUGAUUAGGAUGAUGUACAGGGUCGACCGAAAGAGUGUCCGCCCAAUUUUGUAAUAGAAAAAGAAAUGUACCUGCCCCACAUCAG